Messenger RNA from Mucor mucedo, 1287 nucleotides. RefSeq names its product major facilitator superfamily domain-containing protein. Lineage: Eukaryota; Fungi; Mucoromycota; Mucoromycetes; Mucorales; Mucoraceae. Gene Ontology annotation, molecular function: transmembrane transporter activity. The coding region runs from base 1 to 1287 and encodes 428 amino acids. The transcript has a single exon. The record is from RefSeq and is a predicted model, not a curated record. Gene Ontology annotation, biological process: transmembrane transport.
AUGAUCUUUGCCGUCUUUGUUUCACUAUCAUUGAUUGUUUAUAUUGCCGGCGCCCAAACCCAGAUUUUAUACGGUAUCCUUAGUAUCACCAAGAAUCCAGGUGACAUCACAGGUUCCUUAUCUCUCUAUGCUGAAAUUAUUGCUCUCUUCGGUGUCAUUGGCUGGUGCAUGGCUGCAGAUCAUAUCGGUCGUCGUGGUGUCAUGAGUUGUUCCAUUGUACUUAUGGGUGCUGGUGUCGUCAGUUAUUCAUAUAUCUCCAAUGUCUAUCCUCAAAUGCUCAUCAUUCGUCUUGUCUUUUCCAUUGGUUCUUCAGGCUCUACUGCCAUGAUGGUUGCCAUGAUGAUGGAAGUUGCUCACGGUAAAGGUGGUCUUGUUGCUGGUAGUAUCGGUAUUGCUUCAGGUCUGGGUGCUACUUUUGCUGCUCUCUGUCUCUUCUUGGUCCCUGCUUUACUCUCUCUUAAAUACCCAGACGGUUUUGAUGGUUUGAUCUAUUCCAAUGCCAUUAUUGGUUCCACUGCCAUGGGUCUUGGUGUAAUUUUAUUCUUUUGUAUGCCCAAGGAUUCUUGCAAGCGUCCACCUGUCAAUCACUUUAAGGGAUUUUUCUUAAAGAUUUACAGUGGUAUUAAACUCGGUAAGGAACCUAGAAUUGCUCUUGGUUAUGCCUCUAGUUUCUUUGCUCGUGCUGAUGAAAUUAUCAUUACCAACUUUUUGGUGCUCUGGGUCACUCAAUAUUAUAUUGAAGCUGGUAAAUGUAAGCCAGGAUCCACUUGUCUUUAUGCUUUAGCCUCUUCUUCUUCUUUAUCUGGUUAUGCGCAAUUGGUUGCACUUGCUGCGACAGGUUUCUUUUCCUUGGCUUCUGAAUAUGCCCCCAAGGAAUGGGCCGUCUUUAUUGCUGGUGUUGUGGGUGCAUGUGGUUGUAUCCCUUUUGCAUUCUCUAUUGAUCCUACUAGUAAGCUCUCACUUGGUUUUGUCAUUUUGAUUGCUGUAGGACAGUACGGUAUGAUUAUCUCGGGUAUGGCGAUGGUGGCCGGUGACUUUAUUGACAGAAAAGAUCAUGCAGCUGUCAGUGCUACUUAUUCAUUUAUUGGCGCUAUUGGUAUUAUUAUCCUUUCCAAAGUCGGUGGUGUCUUGUUUGAUCGUUGGAUGAAGGGAGCUCCCUUCUUGUUGCUGGGUAUUGGUCAUUGCUUGAUGAUGGUUGGUUCCGUACUUGUAUAUGGACAACGUUUCAUUUCAGAACGUCGAAAGAAGUCUACUGUUACUACUCCUUCCUAUAUCAUUGACAACUAA